AUCUAGGAUGUAUCUCAGACAUAAGUAUAAAGUUGCCAACAAAGUGGGCGACCAAUAAAAGAGGCCAACGAGCAAUGAGAAUCGAAACCUGAACCCAAACAAACUUACACAACUAGAACAGCCCCAACAACAAAAUGCCGAAAUAACUUUGCUAGCCGCAGCCAGCCCGCUUGCCGUCACCACACUUCCCUGUUUCUUCGCCUCACCGUUUUCCCUCAGCCGCCGGCGUCGUUUUUCCAUCACCGUUUUCCUCAGCCUCCUCCCCUUCCUCUUUCCCUUCCCCUAAUUACUUCCUCUCACAAAUCAGCCGCAUCAAAGACACGGGAACGAUGAGGGGAUGGUGGAGACUAGGAAAAUGGACGGUCCUGAUUAUGUUUCUUCACAUCAUAGCCAUUUUAAUAUUCACCAAAGGCUUUCUCUUAACCCGAACUGAGCUUGCCCAUUCCAGCCGGUGCUCCGACCUUUCUCAAUCUCCCUGCCUUUCUUCUUCUUCCUCUUGUUGGACCAAGCCGGCUGUUGAUCGUCUCAUCAUCGUUGUCCUCGAUGCGCUGCGUUUUGAUUUCGUUGCUCCAAGUUCUUUUUUUGAGAAAAAACAACCUUGGAUGGAUAGAUUGAAAGUGUUACAAAGGGUGGCUUUAAAGAACCCUUCCUCUGCUAAGAUUUUUAAAGCUAUCGCUGACCCACCAACUACCAGUUUGCAACGUUUGAAGGGAUUGACAACAGGGGCACUCCCUACUUUUAUUGAUGUUGGGAAUAGCUUUGGUGCCCCUGCCAUUGUUGAAGACAAUUUCAUUAAUCAGUUGAUUCAAAAUGGAAAGAGAGUGAUGAUGAUGGGAGACGACACAUGGAUGCAGUUGUUUCCGAAUCAUUUCAACAAAUCUUAUCCAUACCCUUCUUUUAAUGUUAAGGAUCUUGAUACGGUAGAUAAUGGAUGCAUUGAGCACCUAGUUCCAUCACUAUAUGAACAAGACUGGGAUGUCCUUAUUGCACAUUUUCUUGGCGUGGAUCAUGCAGGGCACAUCUAUGGUGUUGAUUCUGUUCCAAUGAUUGAAAAGUUGGAGCAGUACAAUAUAAUUUUAGAGAAAGUAAUUGAAGUGCUCCAGAACCAGUCUGGACCUGGCGAGUUACAUGAAAAUACUUUACUUCUUGUAAUGGGUGACCAUGGGCAAACCUUAAAUGGGGAUCAUGGAGGAGGAAGUGCUGAGGAGGUUGAAACGUCAAUAUUUGCUAUGAGUUUUAGAGAUUUGCCUCCUAUGCCAUCUGACUUUGAUUCUUCAUCUUGUGAGGCAGCUAGGAAUAUAUGCAUCAGCUCCAUCCAACAGCUUGAUUUUGCAGUAACAGUGUCAUCGCUGCUUGGUGUCCCCUUUCCAUUUGGAAGCAUUGGACGUGUUAAUCCUGAGUUAUACGCUUUAGCUGUGGGUACGUGGAACUUGGAGAAGUAUAAAACAGGGAAUGGUCAAGAUAAAAAAACGUUGGAAGAAUGGAUGCAAAAUUAUAUUAAUGUCCUCUGCGUCAAUUCAUGGCAGGUGAAAAGAUAUAUUGACGUCUAUUCAGCUUUAUCAGUUAUUGGAUUUUCCUCUGAAGACCUAUUCCACAUAUCAGAUUUAUAUGCUAAAGCAGAGGAGAAUUGGUCAUAUACUAAGAAUUUAUUGUUGUACAAAAAUGAAAGUUUCGACACAUCAUUGCCAGAUCUUAAAAGGCAAAUUGAUGGCUAUUUUAAUUUUCUCUCUUAUGUUGCUGAGCUAGCUCGCUCCAAGUGGACUGAUUUCAAUUUAAAGAUGAUGGGCACUGGUAUUGGGAUUAUGCUAUUAUCUCUAUAUGUUCAUUUCCUUGCCAUUAAGAAGGUGAAUAAGUCAUAUGGUGUCUCUCUUCCUUCAUCCAGAGAUUCUGGAAUUUCCUUUGGGUUAAUAUUUGCUUCCUUUAUAGUGGUGAUACGUGCAUGCAGCCUACUUUCAAAUAGCUUUAUUUUGGGAGAAGGGAAAGUUGCUAAUUUCCUUAUGGCCACAACUGGCAUCAUGUCAUUACGUUCUUCUUUCAUGAAGAAGAAGAUGCUACUUGAAGCAACUAUAUUUCUUCUUUUGACAUUCAUUCUUAGAAUUGCUAUUGAAGUUGGGCUAUCUAAGCAAGCUGCCACUUCUCAGUUCAUGAGUGUAUCCUCUUCAUGGAUGCGUGGGAUUUCUAUAAGCCAACCAGUGUGGACAUAUAUGGCUGAAAUCGUGCCAAUUCUUGCAUUAAUGAUAUUAGGAUACUUUCUUUAUAAGGCCAUUUCUAGCUGCUGUUGGGGAAUUCCGAAGUAUGUUAUCAUGGGAACAAUUUUAAGCUAUUUGCUCAUAGCUUUGCAUUGGGCAACUGAAAGCAACAUAUUGGAUCUGGCCCAUUUGCUUAAAGGAAUUGGAAAAAGUUGCAUCCCUCGGACAAUUUAUGCUAUUGGACUUGGUCAGCUGUCAUUGUUGGCAUUUGGUCAGCUGUUCAGCAAGGAGGACACUUCAAAUUACAAAGGAAGCUUGUUUGUUAAAAUGAUAUCUAUUUUAUCUGCAUGCAGUUCAACAAUUAUUCUUCUUCUGGGAAAACAAGGUGCCUUGGUUGCAUUAGGAUCCAUGGUAGCAGGUUAUUGCAUAAUGAGACUUGAAGGUAUAGAACGGCACACCUUUAAUGGGGCUGUAGGAAUUUCAAGUUUGGAUCCUCUUCCUGUUGUCCAGUGGAGUCUGUUAGCUGUGUGUCUGUUUUUUGCAACUGGUCACUGGUGUGCUUUUGAUGGCCUGCGAUAUGGUGCUGCGUUUAUUGGGUUUGAUGAGUUCAUUCUUGUGCGACAAGCAAUCCUUCUGACAAUUGAUACAUUUGGAUUUUCUCACAUCCUUUCUGUAUUUGGGCUGCCUCUUUUUGUUGCAUGGCCAUCUUUCUUCAAUCAGACUGAGCACAGGAGGAGCCUCUUUUCUAUAAAGUUAUUCCAGAUAUUUAUGAUGUAUGGACUCAUUACGGCUACUACUGUCACUGCUACUAUACUGUGUGUCGCCAUCCAAAGGCGGCAUCUAAUGGUGUGGGGAUUAUUUGCUCCUAAGUUUGUUUUUGAUGUGUUGGGGCUUAUCCUUACAGAUCUCCUCAUUUUUUUGGCAUCCAUAUACUAUUUUAGUGGAGAAGAGGAUUGUAUGCAAUGUGAUCGUGGUACUGAGAUUGAGGAGCCAUUUGGUUAGUUUUACUUAGCAUAGAAAAAUGAGUAGAUGACAGCUGAAAAACUCUUUUGAGAUAGGCUACAUAAAAAAAAUUUUCAGGAUAAAGAGUGGAAAACAUUAGGAAUUUUACUUAAUCUAUUGCGGAUUGUUCAUUUAUUCUUCCAAAAAUCAAAGCAAAUAUGUCACCCAAUUAUAUCCUUUCUGCUUUUCUCUUCCAUUCUCUCUCUUCGAUAUUGUACAACUUCCACAACUCUACUUUCUUUAUUUUUAUUUUAGAACUGUUCUUUUUUUC
Theobroma umbraticum is the source of this 3462-nucleotide messenger RNA. RefSeq names its product Alkaline-phosphatase-like family protein. NCBI's taxonomy places the organism in Eukaryota, Viridiplantae, Streptophyta, Magnoliopsida, Malvales, Malvaceae. Gene Ontology annotation, biological process: GPI anchor biosynthetic process. Gene Ontology annotation, cellular component: endoplasmic reticulum membrane. The record is from RefSeq and is a predicted model, not a curated record. Gene Ontology annotation, molecular function: mannose-ethanolamine phosphotransferase activity.